AUGAGGAAUUCUGCCCUUACCUGCCUUAUCAUGUGGCUCUCGCUGAUGCCUGCCAUUGACACCAACUCCAGCCCUCAUCUCUCAGUUCAACAGACCUGGCUUGUUGUGAACCCCAAUACUGGAACCAUUGCCAAUUCCACCUCCUCCAGCACAUUCCCAAAAGGGGCAUGGUUCCCAGACCUAUAUGUAGAUCUUUAUGAUAUAGUGGGGGGAGAUUGGGACCCCUCUGAUCAGGCAUUCUUCCCGGGGUAUGGCUGUUUCUCUCUGGAGCGACGUCAUAGUACCAGAAAUCAGAGAUUUUAUGUCUGCCCUGGACAAGGUCGGUUCCAAGCCCAGUUAAAAAAAUGUGGAGGCCCGGGGGAUGGAUUCUGUGCUACCUGGGGAUGUGAAAGCUCCAGUCGCAUCUGGUGGUCUCCCCCCAUAAAAAAUGACCUCAUCAAGGUCGAGGCUUGGGAUCCGGACAUGUUGGGUACAGGCAAAUCAUUGGCCACUCCAGGGGGCCGAUGCAACAGACUGAAAAUUAUAUUCACACCUCAGGGUAAGAUUGUUGACUGGACACAGGGCUUCACUUGGGGACUCUGCCUGUACCAAACAGACUAUGACCCAGCCACAACCUUUACCAUUCGACUCCAAGUCGAAACGGUGUCUGCCGUUCUGAUUGGACCGAAUCCUGUAUUGCCCUCUCAAAAGACACCUUCUAAGACACACCCCACACCAUGUCCCACCUUUAAUCAGUCCCCUAAUUAUGCCAUCAUCAGGGCACCCAGCCCAAAUACGGGUCCCAACACCACUCGAUCCCCUUCCCCUCUUGGAACAGGGGAUAGAUUGCUUGAGUUGGUCCAGGGAGCCCAACUGGCCCUAAAUGCCACAAAUCCAAACAAAACCUUGGGUUGCUGGCUCUGCCUUACCUCCAGUCCCCCUUAUUAUGAAGGGAUCAACCUUCAGUCUGCUGCCAGUAACCUAACUUCCCCGAGCAAUCGGUGUCAAACUAGGCCCCACAAAUUGACACUCACUGAGGUCACUGGACAAGGUUCCUGUUUAGGCAAGGUCCCACCAACCCAUAGCCACCUUUGCAACCAAACUCUGUCACUCUAUAAAGGGAGCUAUUAUCUCAAGGCACCCGAUGGGUCCUACUGGGCCUGCAACACAGGAUUGACCCCUUGCGUGUCUGCUCAGAUAUUUAAUGAUUCUCAUGAAUUUUGUGUGAUGGUCCAGCUAUGGCCUCAUGUCACCUAUCAUGAAGAGAGUACAGUAAUGGAGUCCUUUGAACAAAGGGGCAGAUACACUUGAGAACCUGUGUCUAUGACUAUAGCCCUCUUGUUAGGUAUUGGAGGCAUUGCUUCAGGAAUUGGUACAGGGACUACUGCCCUUGUACAGAACAACCACCUUAUGCAGCUACAAAUGGCUAUGACUACCAAUCUAGAAGCCAUAGAGAAAUCUAUUUCUGCUCUUGAGAAGUCCUUGACCUCGCUCUCAGAAGUUGUGCUACAGAAUAGAAGAAGUCUAGAUUUGCUUUUCUUAAAGGAGGGAGGCUUUUGCGCAGCCUUAAAGGAAGAAUGCUGCUUUUAUGCUGAUCACACUGGAAUAGUUAGAGAAUCUAUGGAAAAAUUAAGAGAAAGAUUGGCCCAAAGAAAGCGUGACUUUGAGAAUCAACACAACUGGUUUGAGGGCUGGUUGAAAGGAUCCCCUUGGCUUCCUACCCUGAUUCCCACCCCUGGCCCCCUGAUCAUUUUCCUUCUCCUCCUCACCUUUGGUCCUUGGGCUUUUCAACAGUUAACGCAAUUCAUAAAAAAUCAGAUCGAUUCAGCUAUAUCAAAAACCGUCUCAGUACACUAUCAUUGUUUAGAGACUCCAGAUCAAACUAUCAGAACAGGUGAAAGGCUAAGGUUCAGCACCCUACAAACCUAA
Molecule: messenger RNA, 1908 nt
Organism: Onychomys torridus (southern grasshopper mouse)
Lineage: Eukaryota; Metazoa; Chordata; Mammalia; Rodentia; Cricetidae
Product: MLV-related proviral Env polyprotein-like
Source: RefSeq, a predicted model, not a curated record